Messenger RNA from Cornus florida, 1599 nucleotides. RefSeq names its product omega-hydroxypalmitate O-feruloyl transferase-like. Bases 102 to 1406 code for a protein of 434 amino acids. Gene Ontology annotation, molecular function: acyltransferase activity, transferring groups other than amino-acyl groups. NCBI's taxonomy places the organism in Eukaryota, Viridiplantae, Streptophyta, Magnoliopsida, Cornales, Cornaceae. The record is from RefSeq and is a predicted model, not a curated record. The transcript is spliced from 3 exons.
AUACCAGUGUAUAUAAGAGACAUAUCAUUCUAUGAAGUGGCUAUGCAAGCUCAAUAGAGUUAGUUUCUUUACAAAAAUUAAAGGUUAAAGAGUGUAAUUCAAUGGCAGGAAUAUGUGAAAAUGGGGGAAUUGUUUCUAUUAAGAAAUCAGAACCUAUUUUAGUUCGACCCAAGACAAAAACCAAUGAUGGGUUUUAUUUUUUAUCCAAUUUAGAUCAGAACAUUGCUGUCAUAAUUCAAACUGUGUACUGUUUCAAACCAGAUGUUAACAAGAGUAGUGAGGCUGUUGGUGAAGUUAUUAAACGAGCGCUGGCUAAAGUUCUAGUCCAUUUUUAUCCGCUUGCAGGGAGUUUAACACUGAGUGCAAAUGGUAAGCUUAUUGUGAAGUGCACAAACCAAGGUGUGCCUUUUGUUGAGGCUGUGGCUAACUCUGAUAUGGAGGUGUUGGGUGACGUAACGAUUCCUGAUCCUGCAAUGCUAGGACAGCUUGUUCAUACAGUUCCUGGCGCGAAAAACGUACUAGAAAUGCCUCUGCUAACUGUGCAGGUGACAAGGUUCAAGUGUGGAGGAUUUGUACUUGGAAUGACCAUUAACCAUUGUAUGACUGAUGGGAUAUCAGCAAUGGAGUUUGUAAAUUCAUGGGCUGAAACAGCAAGAGGCAUAUCCUUAACAAUCCCACCAUUUCUUGAUAGAUCCAUCCAGGGAUCAAGACAACCUCCUAAGAUCAAAUACACUCACGACGAGUUCUUGGAGAUAACCGACGCAUCAAAUAUGACUAGUCUCUAUCAAGAAGAGCAAUUGAUGUAUAAAUCAUUUGAAUUUGAUCCUGUGAAGCUGGCAAUGCUAAAGAAAACAGCGAUGGAAAACGGAUUGAUAAAGAGCUGCACAAGCUUCACAGUGCUUGCAGCUUUAGUGUGGCGUGCUCGAAGCAGGGCACUGAAUAUGGAACCUAACCAACAAACCAAGCUACUGUUUGCUGUUGAUGGAAGGUCCAAGUUCAACCCACCAUUGCCAAAAGGUUAUUUUGGCAAUGGGAUUGUGCUGACCUGUUGUCUUUGCACUGCAAAAGAGUUGAUCGAAAAACCACUCUCUUUUGCAGUAGAACUUGUGCAGAAUGCUAUUAAAGUGGUCACUGACGACUUUAUCAGAUCAACAAUUGACUAUUUUGAAUUAACUAGAGCAAGGCCUUCAUUAACAGCCACUCUUCUGGUCACUUCAUGGACUAGACUUUCUUUCGACACUACAGACUUCGGUUGGGGAGAGCCAGCACAGUCAGGCUGUGUGACCUUGCCAGAGAAAGAAGUGGCUUUGCUCCUCUCUAAUGGAAAGGAGAAGAAAGGAACCACUUUGCUUCUCGGUCUGCCGGUUACUGCCAUGAAGACUUUCCAGGAGAUGAUGCAGAUUUAGUUUAUUGGGCAAACCAAACAAUGCCCAAAUGCAAAACUAAGCAAUCCUAUGUGCAUGUUAGCUAGUGAGACUAAUAAUUUGCAUAAAAUGUAAACGUUCAAGAUUUCCCAAUGUAUACCUUUAAGAUUUCCCACUAAAAGUAUCAAUGUAAAAUCAAAGUAAGUUAUUUCAAAUAAAGCUUAUAUUUCAUAAA